UCAGUAUAAAUUGUUUAUAAGAUUAACGAACACAACUAAAAGAAGAAGAGCGUCUCCUCUUGUCAUCUCAACUAACUACCAAGACAUCUGCCUCCAGAUAACAAUGCAUGUCCACGUGAUGAAGGCAUUGGUGAUAUUUGUGAUUGUGUGUGCAGCUAACCCUGUGGCUGCGAACGAUCCGGGUGUACAUGGAAAGGCAUUCAAAACCAGUAGGGUUAAACUGGCUGACAAGGAGGUGUUCACAGUCACAGCUGAGGAUGGAACACCUUUGACAACCAUUGAUGUUGUCCGUGAUGAGGGAUAUGAAAUCGAGCUAACUUCAGAUGGCAGAAAGUGUCGGCUAAGUCAGGUUCAAGACAACAGUUCGUGUUUCCAAGAGGCGCCACUUGCGGACGACGAACCGGUUUCGGCGCGCAUUUCUGACCGGUGCAAAGGCAGAGAGAUGAUGACCUUAAAGCCAAAGGAUUGCAAUGCAAAAUCCAGUCUUGAAAAAGAGGCAACCACUCGAGAAAAGCGAUUCUUAAGCAUUUGCACAUCAAAGGAACCUCGUGUCGUUUGCGGAUUUGAGUGGUUUCUACGCUGGGUAUGCCACACAAGGGAAGUAACUAUUUGGUCCUUCUGUUAAUGAUCCAACCUUGCCCCAGCCUCGGACGACACGAUCCCACUAACAGCUAAGCGCUUACUAACAACUGUCUGAACAUUUUUAUAUGACAACUGGAUUCAGUUCCUACAUCUAUACAUUGAUCUUUAUUAUAUUUUUUACUGUUUUGCUUACUAUGCAGCGAGCUUUUUAGAAUAAUGUAGAUUGUAUUUACUGAUUUAUUAUAUUUUCGAAUCACUUUGUUGGUGUUAACACAAUACUUUAUUAUUAAGGACUUCGUUUUAAACCACAUACAUCCAACUAACUUUACAUCACUAUAAUAUGAAUAUUAACACUGUUUUCCAACAUUUUUCUGGAUGAGAAGUUUUUGUCGUUUAAAUGUACAAAUUAAUGAGAGAAUAUCUUCAUUUGUCAACAAAAUAUUGUGUUUAUAAUAUCUUAAUGCAUAUUGUUUUAUUCUGUAUGGGUUUUAAAUAUUAACUUAACUUUGUUACAACAGAAAGCGCCUUUCCAUACAUUCUUGCAAAAGUGCAUAUAUUACUUUUUUGAUUGCAGUUGUUGUUUUUCUUGUUAUUUAAAUGCAUGUGUAUUUAUUUAUAUGCUUAAGUCGCAAAUAAACUCUUUGUUCUUGUUUCUCUUAUAAAGCAAACUGGCAAUAAACUCUUAAUAAAA
Molecule: messenger RNA, 1273 nt
Organism: Dreissena polymorpha
Lineage: Eukaryota; Metazoa; Mollusca; Bivalvia; Myida; Dreissenidae
Exons: 6
Coding region: 104-625 (173 amino acids)
Source: RefSeq, a predicted model, not a curated record